Messenger RNA from Vanderwaltozyma polyspora DSM 70294, 1554 nucleotides. RefSeq names its product serine/threonine protein kinase PRR1 (gene PRR1). Lineage: Eukaryota; Fungi; Ascomycota; Saccharomycetes; Saccharomycetales; Saccharomycetaceae. Gene Ontology annotation, biological process: peptidyl-serine phosphorylation; autophagy. The record is from RefSeq and is a predicted model, not a curated record. Gene Ontology annotation, molecular function: ATP binding; protein serine/threonine kinase activity. The transcript has a single exon. Gene Ontology annotation, cellular component: cytoplasm. Bases 1 to 1554 code for a protein of 517 amino acids.
AUGAGUGGUAAUGGAAGUAGUGGCAGUAACGAUAUGCCAAUUUAUGGGUAUAGAAAUAAGGGUAGCCCUAAAGCACCAAAAUUAUCACAAACUGAAUUUGAUGAUGACGAUGUUGGGAUCGAUAAUUCUACAGAAAAGUUGCAUUUAGAUACAGAUAUAGCAAUUUCGAAAGAUAAUCCACAUACUCCAUUGAUGAUACAGAUUCCUGCAUUUGAUAAUAUUCAAACUUUACCAACUCCGAUGACAUAUACUCCUUCGAAUUCAAGUUCAACGACAAGGUCGCCUGUUAAUACUAUACAUGUUGCUAAGAGGCGGAGGGAUCCUGCUAUAUCAAGGAAGCUUAAUGACAUUUCCAAUUUGCAUCAACAGAGAGUCAUUUCGGAAUUACCUCCCUUACCCUUGGGUCAAUCUCAGAGAAUAGUGUCAUUGCCAACAGUGAAUGAAGAACAGCUCCCUGGCGAUUCAAAUAAACUUGGUCAAAAAAUAGUAGGGAAACCUCAUGAUAUAAAAGAAGAUUCAGAUGUAUUGGAAGGGUACUUAUUGCCCAAUAUGGAUGGCCCUUAUCACUGGAGAAUUGUUAGAGAAAUUGGUGCAGGAAAUUUCAGUACUGUUUAUCUUUAUGAAUUAAUAGAUGAUAGAAUAUCUGAUACCAAUUUAAGAUAUGUUGCAGUUAAGAGGAUUAAAUACCCCCAAGAGAUGUUAAGGGGUGCCUCUGAGGAUAACCCUUCUUAUAAGGACACUCUAUCUAGGUUUGAAAGUUCUUUGACAAGAGAAUUAAGUGUACUACAAUCCCUAAAUCAUCCAUGUAUAAUCAAACUUUUAGGUGUGAACGAUCCUGUUUUCGUCAAACGCAAGAGACCCUUGAAUGAUUUGUUAGCUCAGAGUCCGACUCUUCCGCCUUGCAAUAUCAUUACUUCUUAUUGCUCAGGAGGAGAUCUUCUUGCAGCAGCAAUGCAAUUCGCUGGCAAAUUAGAUAACUGGCUAAUACAACGUAUAUUUUCUGAAGUUACUUUAGCGGUUAAAUAUCUUCAUGAGAAUGAUGUCAUUCAUAGAGAUUUGAAAUUAGAAAAUAUUCUUCUGAAAUACCCCAUUGAAUACAUAAUUAGAGAAGGGAAUAAUGCAUCACUUUGGAAUCAAAAUAUAAUUGAGCUAGCAGAUUUUGGUUUAUGUAAGAAAAUUGAACCUGAUGAAAUGUGUACUGCAAGAUGUGGUUCUGAAGAUUAUGUUUCGCCAGAGAUUCUGAUGGGUGUUCCAUAUGACGGUAAAUUAAGUGACACAUGGGCAUUAGGUGUUAUAUUAUAUGCUUUGCUAGAAGAUAGGUUGCCAUUUGACCCACCUCCAAACGCAAUGGCAAGACAAAGAAACAGAUCAACAUCUCACCGUAUUGCUAGAUUUGAAUGGAAAUGGAAUAAAAUGAAUGAUAUUGAAUCAGAUGCAAAGGAAAUUGUAACAAAUUCAUUAACGAGGAAAAGCUCGAGAUGGAAUAUUGAACAAAUAUACGAAUCAAAGUAUGUACAGGAAAUAAUAUCAAACUUGAAUAUCAACCUCAACUAA